Capsella rubella is the source of this 1073-nucleotide messenger RNA. RefSeq lists its product as uncharacterized. Lineage: Eukaryota; Viridiplantae; Streptophyta; Magnoliopsida; Brassicales; Brassicaceae. The transcript has a single exon. Gene Ontology annotation, cellular component: mitochondrial large ribosomal subunit; mitochondrial ribosome. The coding region runs from base 129 to 869 and encodes 246 amino acids. The record is from RefSeq and is a predicted model, not a curated record.
ACUCCAGUGACAUUGUGGUUUUAGGUCCUGAACGGCGUCGUAUCACAGAACCCUAAACCUUUAAAGUGUAAUAGUGUAUCCACCAUUUUCGUUCAAACGGAGAGCUCCGAGGAGAUCAGAAUCACAGAAUGAUCCGAUUUGCGAGACUAAAACCUAGAAUUGAGCUAGUGUGUUACGAUCUUAUUCAGAAAUGCUACGCUAGUGGAACCCCUAAAGGAAAAGCUAAGCUGAAGACAGGCCAACCACUGAAGCGCAACAAACUCACAAUCAGGAAAGGAGGCGGCGGAGGAGGUGGUGAGGAAGCGGUUAAGGGAAAAGGAAGAAUCUCUGAUGAGAAGCAGAAGCUAUACGAUCAAUGCCUAAACGCUCCUUGCCCUGUUCGUUACCUGAGACCCAAGGAUAUUGAACGAGAGGCGAAACGAGAGAAGCUAGGCUUGAUCAGUAAGGAUAGGCAACGAGAGAUUGAGAUUCAGAAGAAAGGUGGACCUUUUACUAUGGGAGUUACUACUGAGCCGAUGAGGAUUGGGACUCCGGGAUUAGAUUACAUUUCGUUAGGGAUUUUUACGGAAGAUGAGUUGCCCAAGUAUAAGGUGACGGUGGAGGAUGGGAAGAGACUUGCUAAGGAGUAUAGUAGAGUGCUUAUGAGAGAGCAUAGGGCGAGACGUGUGGCCGAGACUAAUUUGUUGAAGUUGAGAAAGGCUGCAAUUGAGGCAUUGCCGGAGAAUUUGAAGAAGGCUGCUUUAGAGCGUGAUUUAACUCCGUUUCCGGCGAAUCGAGGUAUGGCUACGCUUACUCCGCCUAUUGAAGGGUAUCUGGAGAAGAUUAUGAAUGCAGCUAAGAAGAGCUCAGGUAAAGAGAAGCUGAGAUGAUGGUAAGAGGAAUUUGUCUUUUUGCUGUUAGUUUUCACUCGUUUUUUUUUUUGUGUGUUGGAGAUGAGUUGUGUUGAUUGGAUUUCGAUCAAAGGAAACAACUUGAGACGUUUGUCUACCUGAAAUAAUAUUGGUCAUAUGGCAAUUACCCCUCUAUGUUGUGCUUCUCCUUACCUGAAAUAAUAUUGAAUAUUGAAAAUCUAA